GCCUCGUGCGGCGCCAGCAGCCAGUAAACAACAGCGAAGAAGAAGACUCACUUCCGGGGAAGGCUGAUCUGGAUUCGGAUCUAAAUAACAUCUCGUCAUUUGCUUAGUCCAGGUUCGGGCUCCGUCGCACCGCCGGAAGCUGAUCCAGAACCAGAACACCGUCGAUAUGGCGACUACCGUCAGCACACAGAGGGGACAGGUGUACAUCGGCGAGCUCCCGCAGGACUUCCUGCGGAUCGCUCCCACCCAGCAGCAGCAGCAGGUCCAGAUGGACGCCCAGACGGCCCGGCAGCUGCAGUACGGGGGCUCCAUCAGCACGGUGGGGAGACUCAGCAUCACGGUGGUCCAGGCAAAGCUAGCAAAGAACUACGGCAUGACCCGGAUGGACCCGUACUGCCGGAUCAGACUGGGCUAUGCGGUCUACGAGACUCCGACUGCUCACAACGGCGCCAAGAACCCGCGCUGGAACAAGGUCAUCCAGUGCACGGUGCCCCCGGGGGUGGACUCCUUCUACCUGGAGAUCUUCGAUGAGAGAGCCUUCUCCAUGGAUGACAGGAUAGCGUGGACGCACGUCACCGUUCCCGAGAGCCUGAGGGAGGGCAAGGUGGUGGACGAGUGGUUCAGCCUGAGCGGCCGACAAGGAGACGACAAGGAGGGAAUGAUCAACCUGGUCAUGUCCUUCACUUCCCUCCCUGCGGCCAUGAUGAGCCAGUCGGUGGUCCUGAUGCCGUCCGUCUACCAGGAGGGGGUGGGCUACGUCCCCAUCACAGGAGUUCCCGGGGUCUACAACCAGGGCAUGGUCCCCAUGGCCGUGCCGGCCGGCAUGCCCCCCCUCCGGGGCCCGGGGGGGCCGGCCUGCAGCGAGGAGGACCUCAAAGCUCUGCAGGACAUGUUCCCCAACCUGGACAAGGAGGUGGUGCGCACGGUGCUGGACGCCCAGCAGGGCAACAAGGACGCCGCCAUCAACUCUCUGCUGCAGAUGGCCGAGGAGCUCUGAGUGCAUGUGCACGUGCACGUGUGGAGAAAGACUGCCCCCCCCUUCUGUGCACACUGUUCAGGUCACAGGAAGUGCCCCCCCCUGCCAACAUCACCAUCAGUGUUUGAGAUCCCGCUGUUGUCAUGGAGACGGCGAGCUCCUCCAUUCCCCCCCUCUAUGCCCCGCCCCUCGUCGUGGUCACGUUCAGCCGCCAGAUGUUUGUCUCCAGUUUUUAUCCAUGAAUUAAGUUAUGAAGAUGUAGAAUAAACGCUGCAGCGAGGCCAGAA
This is a messenger RNA of Oryzias melastigma (Indian medaka), 1263 nucleotides long. It is a transcript of the gene tollip, whose product is annotated as toll interacting protein. The transcript is spliced from 6 exons. NCBI's taxonomy places the organism in Eukaryota, Metazoa, Chordata, Actinopteri, Beloniformes, Adrianichthyidae. Gene Ontology annotation, cellular component: cytoplasm. The record is from RefSeq and is a predicted model, not a curated record. Gene Ontology annotation, molecular function: ubiquitin binding; ubiquitin conjugating enzyme binding. The coding region runs from base 167 to 997 and encodes 276 amino acids. Gene Ontology annotation, biological process: ubiquitin-dependent protein catabolic process.